AUGGCGUUACCAUUGGAGAGAACCGCCACCGGCCGCGAGUACAAGGUCAAGGACAUGUCGCAGGCUGACUUCGGCCGCCUCGAGAUCGAGCUCGCGGAGGACCAACUGGCCGCCCUUAUGUCCUGCCGCUCCGAGUUCAGCCCCUCGCAACCCCUCAAGGGCGCGAGGAUCGCCGGCUACCUCCACAUGACCCCCCAGACCGCUGUACUCAUCGAGACCUUCACCGCCCUCGGUGCCGAGGUCCGCUGGUGUUCAAGCAACGCUUUCUCCACCCAGGACCACGUUGCGGCCGCCAUCGCCCGCGACUCCGCUGCCGUCUUUGCCUGGAAGGGCGAGACCCCCCAGGAGUACCGGUGGUGCAUCGAGCGGGCCCUCGACUGGGGCCCCGGCGGUGGCCCCGACCUCAUCGUCAGCGACGGGGGCGACGCCAUCCUGCUCAUCCUCGAGGGCAUCAAGGCAGAGGAGGCCUAUGAGAGCACCGGUAAUCUCCCCGACCCGGCGUCUACCAACAACCCGGAGUUGCAGAUCCUGCUGACCACAAUCAGGGACGGGUUGGAGACCGAUCCGAAGAGGUACCACAAGAUGAAGGAGAGACUCGUCGGAGUCUCGGAGGCGACUGCCACUACUGUCGAGAGGUUUCACGGGAUGCAGGCCAAUGGGACUCUCUUAUUCCCCGUUAUUAAUGUCAACGACUCUGUCAUCAAGACCAAGGUUGACCUUUGUUGA
This is a messenger RNA of Eucalyptus grandis, 726 nucleotides long. RefSeq names its product adenosylhomocysteinase 1. The transcript has 2 exons. The record is from RefSeq and is a predicted model, not a curated record. Gene Ontology annotation, biological process: L-methionine cycle. Lineage: Eukaryota; Viridiplantae; Streptophyta; Magnoliopsida; Myrtales; Myrtaceae. Gene Ontology annotation, cellular component: cytosol. Gene Ontology annotation, molecular function: adenosylhomocysteinase activity. The coding region runs from base 1 to 726 and encodes 241 amino acids.